Molecule: messenger RNA, 2036 nt
Organism: Candoia aspera
Lineage: Eukaryota; Metazoa; Chordata; Lepidosauria; Squamata; Candoiidae
Product: myelin-associated glycoprotein-like
Exons: 8
Coding region: 130-1821 (563 amino acids)
Source: RefSeq, a predicted model, not a curated record
CUUUUCAGCUUUUCAGUUUUUCCACUGGAGAGUUUGGUUGUAUAUGACAGAGAAGACCAGAAGAAGGAGAUCCUGUUCCCCAAAUCUUGAAGCAUUCUCAAGGUUGCAACCCAAAAGAGCCUUUGCAACAUGAAACCCUCCAGCGAAUAUCUCCCUCUGACAUUUAUCCUUGUUCUCUUUGACUGUCCUGUCUCUGCAACCUGGAGUUCUACCCUGCCCAGCUCCAUCCAAGCCCUAAGAGGGUCCUGUGUGGUCAUCCCAUGUUCCUUCACCUUCCCAGAUUCAUGGGACAGCAAAUUCAAUGUGGCUUGGUACCAGUAUCAUUCCUGGAGCUACCCGGAAAUCUACAACAGCAAAACGCCAAGCGAAGUUCUACCAGCAUACCAGGGACGAACAGAAGUGGUAGGAGAUCUGGAAAAAGGCAACUGUACCCUCAGCAUCAAUCCAGUACGGAUGGAGGAUGCCAUGAGAUAUUAUGUCUGGAUCAAUCCUGACUCAGUCUGGCAUCGAUUCCAUGACAUCACGGUCCAGGUGGAGGUAACAGAUGUUCCUAAUCAGCUGGAGCUGAGAAAUCUGGGACUAGUGAUGGAAGGCGAUCCCACCCAGGUGUCUUGUUCAGUCCUGCACACCUGUCCUUUGUCUCCACCUGUCCUCACCUGGAAUCUAGAGGAAGGCAAGGCCGUCACAACCCAAGAACAUUUGGCAGGGGGAUCCUGGCGGACAGAAUCAAGUUUCCACUACAUCCCUUCCCACAAGGACCAUGGCAGAUACCUUCAAUGCACUGCAGCUUUUCCAAACAUGCAGCAGAUCCACAGCAGGAUCAACUUGAAUGUUCAGUAUCCUCCCAAAAAUGCAACCAUCUUGAUCAUUGGGAAUCAAAGGCUAAAAGAAGGAGACAAUGUCACUCUGCGAUGUGAGAGCCAUGGAAACCCACCACCCAUCGGCUACCACUGGUUCUUUGGGCCACACAAGGCACCGCUGAAGGUCACAGGCAGUGGCCCAGAGGUGAAGCUGAAGGACAUCCGGAGAGAUUUGGAGCCAUACCACUGUGUUGCAGAAAAUGAUGUUGGCAUGGGGGAGGACUCGCCACCUACUUACCUCAGUGUGGAGUAUAAGCCAGUGAUUUGGCCUGAAAGCAACUGUACUAUCUCAGGAACUGGAGAGACUGUAACCUGCUACUGUGUGGCAGAGGGAAACCCCACCCCAAGAAUUGAAUGGCAUCUUCCAAACCACACCUUUCCUGGAGAUUUCAACAGGUCCGAGGUGCAGGCAGACUUGAACUCUUGGGAACCAACCAUCAUUGGCAUCCUGAGGGGGCUCAGAUCUAACUUCACCCACAUCUCCUGCAAGGCCACCAAUCAGCAUGGGACCAGCCAAAUCACAUUGCCCACCUUCAAGGCAGGGAACGUCCCCCUUUGGCUCAUUGGAUUUGGGGGAAUUAUUGCAGGCCUCGUCCUCUUUGCCUCGCUGGGAAUUCUGAUUUACAAAGUGACAGUGAGCUGGAAAAAGAAGAGACAAGGAGCGGAAGAGAAGGAGGAAGAGGAAAAUCCCAGGAUACAUGGAAACGGAGAGCAGAUAAUUUACCUUAACACAGAAAAGCCAUCUAAAGACAACAAGGAGGAGCAACUCAGCAUGUGCAGCAAACCCAAUGUUCAAGGAAGCCAAGCUGCUGACAAUGAAUUAAGCACCAGCAAGGCCUAUGAGCAUAUGGAGAUGGCAGAAGAUUAUGAGAAUGUAUCAACAGAAAAGACCACUGGAUAUUACGGGAUAAGCGACUGGCAGUUUCCCUGUGGCACUGAUCAAUUCUACUCCAGCAUCUGAUCCAACAUGAGCAUGGUCAAAAGAUCUUGAGGUCUCCUGUGUAACAAGUGCUUACAUCUCCAGCUGGCUUGAUGCUCUCAGUUAUGGUGGAAAAUAAUAAUGCAGGUAGUCCUAGAUUAACAAUAGUAAUUGGGACCGGCAAAUCUGUCACUAACCAAUGUGGUCAUAAAGCGUAAUGUCAUGUGACCACGCUAACUUACAACAGCAGUUGUGGC